ACUUAACGAAUUUGGUAGAUCUUAGCGAUCGAGGCAAAAUUCACCAAAAUCCUACGAAAUAUAUUUCAGUUGCGAGCGGACCUCUGCACGGAGUGGAACUAAAAAUUAAAAAAAAAAUACUAGAAAUAAUCAGUCCGCGGAAAACGUUGAAUUCAAUUUUUUUUUUCACAGAUGAAAUUUUUAAUUUUAAGUUAAUUUAAAGCAUAUAUAUAAAAGCCAACUGCAAAAAGUCUACGUCGUGCGAAAAAUUCGUAACGAAAAAUUGCCAGCUGCAUUUUUCCUAAAGGAAACAAAAAGUAAUAAAAUAAAAUAAAAUUCAUUCGUUCAAGCUACGUCGGAACGGAAACGGAGCGUAACGUUGCGAGGGGAUCUGUGGAUCGGGUUAGGAACGGAGUGAAAUACAUAGAGUGGAGUGUGUAGAGGUGUAGAUUGGAGCGUAACGUUACGUUACCAAAAAAUAACGACGGGGUCGUAACGCCAACGACCAUCACACAUACGAUCGAAAAUUAGAAGUAUGACUUUUUCGCGGAAAAAAGUGCUGACGUUAUGCGUGUGCACGCUAUUGGCACUCAUCAGUUUUCCCGGAUAUGUAGACUGUGCUAACAAAAAGGGAUCACAGGCUACAGUAGCGCCACCACCGGCGCCCAUCGAACCCGAGGCUGUAAUCGAAGAGGUCAAUGCCAAGCAAUUGGAGAAAUUAUUGACCGACAAGGAUUAUGUUGCUGUCUUCUGGUAUGCGCGAAGCUGUAUCACCUGUGAUAAAGUAUUAGCUGAACUCGAAAAAAUCGAUGAUGAUACCGAUUCAUUUGGUGUCGACUUCGUAAAGAUUAACGACAAACGACUAGCAAAGCAAUACGGAAUAAAGAAUUUCCCAGCACUCACGUACUUCAGGGAAAAAGAACCAAUUAUCUAUGAUGGCGAUCUCAUGGACGAGGAGGGCGUACUUGAUUUCCUCACUUCUCUCGAGGCCAUGGACCUGCCCGAUCGCAUUGAAGAGGUUAAUUCAAAGAUACUAUUAAAGAUUAUCGAGGAUACUGAUUUUGUAGCUGUUCUAUUCUGUCCCGAUCAUGCCACGUGUCCGCCUAGGGUGAUGGAUAAGCCGCAAUGUCGCAAGUGUGCCAAAGCUUUGCAAGAACUGGAGAAUAUCGACGAUGAAGCAGAUCAGUUGGGCAUUGGUUUUGUCAAGAUUCAUGAUGAGGCAUUGGCCGAGGAAUAUAAUUUGGGCAAUCUUCCAGUAUUGGUUUACUAUCGCCAUCAGACGCCGAUCAUAUAUGAAGGUGAAUUGUCUCGAGAAGAGGAUGUCUUAGAAUGGCUGGUGCAAAAUAAAUCUACCGGUGAUGAAGAUGACGUCAUAGAAGAUGUUACGGCUAAAACGCUGUCCACACUAAUCAGCAAUAUCGAUAAUCUGGUUGUAUUAUUCUAUGAUCAUGGUAAUGAUGAUUCAAUGACCGUAUUGGAAGAGCUAGAACAAAUUGACGACGACUGCGAUAAACACGGUAUUCAAUUUGUGAAAAUUGACGAUCCAAAAGCCGCAGCCGAAUAUGGAAUCGAUACGAUUCCGGCAAUAGUAUAUUUCGAAAAACAAAUUCCAAAUAUUUAUGACGGUGAUCUCAUGGCUGAGGAGCAGAUACUCCAUUGGCUGGUGGGACAAUUAGAGCAUGACGAAAUCGAGGAUGUUACAGAUGAGAUGCUUGACAAGAUGGUGAAGGAAGGCCGUGUUAUGGCUGUGCUAUUCUAUGAUAACAAUGAUAAAAAAUCACAGAAAGUACUGGAAGAAUUGGAGAAUAUUGACGAUGAAUGUGAUGCAUUGGGUAUAACUUUUGUGAAAAUUGACAAUCCUGAAGAAGCCAUCGAAUACGGCAUAAACAAAGUUCCUAAACUAAUUUACUUUGAAAAAGGCAUUCCAACCAUUUACGAAGGCAAUCUUGAGGAUGAAGAGAAAUUGCUGAAAUGGCUCGAGGAGCAAACCACCUCCGAUCAAAUUGAGGAUAUAACUGAUGAGAUGUUGGAUUUGAUAAUAGAAAAGAUGCCUUAUGUCGCUGUGCUCUACUACGACAAGGACCAAAAGAAAUCGCAAAAGGUACUAGCCGAACUGGAGAAUAUCGACGAUGAGUGUGAUCAAAAUGAUAUCGCCUUCGUCAAAAUUGACGACGACAGUGAGGCGAAGGAAUGGGGUAUCGAUGAAAUACCGUCGAUUGUCUUCUUUGAACGUGGCAUACCACAUAUUUACGAAGGUGAUUUAAUGAAAGAAGACGAACUCUUGGGUUGGCUUGUACAUCAGAAGCGUCACUCAGAGAUCCCCGAAGUCACCGACGAGAUGAAGGAUAAGUUGGUUGAAAAUACUGAACAUUUGGCCGUGAUUUUUUACGACAAGGAUGAUAAACAAGAUAUUCGCGUACUCAACGAACUGGAGAAUAUUGACGAUGAACUCGAAAAGGAGGGCAUAGUGAUUGUACGCAUUGACAAUGCCGCCGAAGCUAAAGAAUACGGUUUAGACCAUUUGCCUGCGCUCAUUUAUUUCGAGAACAAAAUACCAGCACUCUACGAGGGCGAUCUAAUGAACGAGGACGAAGUAUUGGAAUGGCUGAUUUUGCAAAAGCGUACCGCCACCAUUGAAGAGGUCACCGAUGAAAUACUGGUCGAAUUAAUCAACGACCAUGAGUAUGUUGUGGUAUUCUUCACCGGUCCCUGUGAGCCGGGCGAAAAAUGCGAUAAGACACUGAAUGCAUUGGAGAGCAUUGACGAUGAACUGGAUGAAGCAGGCAUCAUUUUUGUCACUACCGAAGACACCAACAUCGCCAAGAAGCACAACAUAAAGAGUUACCCACAAUUGGUAUUCUUCAGAAAUCGUGAUCCAUUAGUUUUUACAGGCGAUUUAGAUGAUGAAGACGAAGUAUUGGCAUGGAUCACAGAUGAAGACACUCUAGAGAUUCCGGGUAAAAUUGAGGAAGUGAAUACGAAAAUGUUGGAUAAGAUACUGUCGGAAAAUGAUCACGUGGUGGUAUUCUUUUACCGUGAGGGCGAUAAGCGCGCACAGAAGAUUUUGAAUGAACUGGAGAAUAUCGAUGAUGAAUGUGAAGAAAAGGAUAUUGACUUUAUCAAAACUUCCGAUCCUGAUGUUGAUAAGGAAUACGAUCUGGCUAGCUUGCCGGCAUUAGCAUUUUACAGACACAAGUUCCGCACGAUAUAUGAUGGUGAUCUCAUGAAGGAGGAAGAAAUUCUGGAUUGGGUUAUCGAUCUCCAUGAAUCCACAGCUGACGUUAUCGAAUCUGUCGAUCGCAAAACUUUGCAAGUUCUGAUUAACGACGUAGAACACUUGGCUGUAUUUUUCUAUGAUGACAAAUGCGAGACGUGUCCACAAAUCUUGGAGGAAUUAGAGACCAUUGAUGAUGAUACCGACAAACACGGCAUACAAUUUGUCAAAUCGAAUGAUGUGAAGUUGGCGCAUGAAAUAGGAAUUUUUGCAUUCCCAGCUUUGGUCUAUUAUGAAACGGGCGUUCCAAUCAUGUAUGACGGUAAUCUCAAAAAUGAAAAUCGUGUGUUGCAGUGGCUGAUCAAUCAAAAGAGUGAGGAAGAUGAUGAUAAUGAUGAUGAUGACGAUGAUGAUGAUGACGAUGAUGAUGAUGAGGAUGAUGAUAAUGACGACGAUGACGAUGACGACGAUGACGAUGAUGAGGAAGAUAUCGACGAUGACGAAAUCGAAAAUCAAAUUAAAUGGAGAAUCAAUAAAGGACGAAGAUACAUUGAUAAAGACGAUGACAUUAACGAAGACAAUGACAAUGACGAUGACGAUGAUGACGAUGACGAUAACGAUGAUGACGAUGACGAUGAUGACGAUGACGAUGACGACGAGGAUGAAAUAACCAAGUUGGUUUACCCGAAAGCGGAAAAAAGUAAAGAAGAACAACUCAAACGAUUAAAGAAAAAUAUUAGGACACAACAAAAAAUUGAUGAUGAUGAUGAUGAUGAUGAAGAGGAUGAUGAUGGCAAAACUAACAAGAAAUAUAAACUAAUCAAGCGCAGAAUUGCAUACGACGAAGACGAUGAGGAUGAUGAAUCCGGUGAUGAUGAUGCCAAUGAUGAUGGGGACGAUGGUAAUGACGACGAAGGUGAUGAUGAAGCACACAUGCGAGUGCGAUAUAGAAAGCCGGGUUCACGAAGAUUACGAUUUAAAAAAAUAGUUUUUAAAAGUCGUUUAAUAGAGACAGACGACGAUAAUGAUGAGGAUAAUGAUGGUGAUAAUAAUGAUGAUGAUGAUGGUGAUGAUGAUGAUGAUGGUGAUGAAGAUGAUGAUGAUAAUGAUGAUGAUGACAAUGAUGAUGAUGAAGAUAAUGAUGAUGAGAAUGAUGAUGGUGAUGAUGAUGAUGAUGAUAUUAUUGAUGACGAUAAUGAUGAUGACGAAGAUGAGGAUGAGGAUGAGGAUGAUGAAGAUGAAAGGCAAAGUGUCAAAAAAAGAAAAUACAUCUCAAUGUCACAACGGAAAAACCAGCGCCGCAAAUCGGACGAUAAUGAUGACUACGACGAUCGUAGUAAAAAACAAUAUCAGCGUAGCAAACCGAAUAGAAGCAAGAGAUAUAAAGACAGAAAUGACGACGACGAUGACGACGACGAGGACGAGGACGACGACAAUGAUGAUGGUGAUGAUGAUGCGAAAGAUGUUAGAAGUCAUCCAAAAUUGCAAAAGCCAAUAAAACCUCAGAAAAUGCAUCAAGCUAAUGAACUUUGCAACAAACGAUUCUUAGAUAAGUUAGAUGACGAAUGUUUCUAUGUUGGAUUGGGUCACGACGGCGGCUCAGCACGGCGUGGUAGUAAUUUCGCACCGAACGCAUAUAAACCAUUCCAAUGUUGUCCCACUAAACUGGAAAAGUCAACGAAAGUUCCCAAAAUGACCGCACAACGCAUCGGCCACGGCGACGGCGACGCGGCAAAUAAGCGCGGCGGCAGUUCUGCGGGCAACUUUCAAUUUGGACCGGCCACAGUGAGCGGUGGUACAGGUGCAGCCGGCAAGUCGGCCAAAGCAGCUCAUAAAAAGGAUAAGGAUAGCAAAACUCCAUUCAGGCAAAUUGUGAAGAACGACGCAGACGAUGAUGACGACGAAGACGAUGAUGAUGAUGACGACGAUGAUGCGUCUGUACCAAUGGGAAAAGUCUCCUACACCAGUCCUCGAAAAUCUAGCGGCUCCGCAGCGAAGAAAGCUACUGGCGGCAACAAGCAGGUGGCCAACGAUAAGUCUUAUGACAGUGGAAAAUCGUCGAAAAAGGCUAAGGAUGGCGAUAAAUUGAAUGUGAAGACCGGCUUUUAUUAUUUGCAUAAACGACUAAAAAAUCUAUAUGACCUUUUUCAGGAUAUCUCUCUUUGGGAAUAAGGAAGCAAUAUAAUUGAAAAAGCAAAAUAAUAAUAAUUUACACACAAACAAACACCCACACUGCAUUGUUCAUAUGUACUAAGAUAAUAGAAAAUACCCACUACUAAUUAUACCUUGUGAAGAUUCAUAUCGGAAGAAAUUUGUACAUAUUUCCAAUAUAUAUUAAAAAACAACUGGAAAAUACUAACAACAACAAACAAUUGCUUUAUUGUGUGCAAAAACUAUUUGGUCCUGACUAAUUAAAUUAAUAAAAUUAUUAGAGUUAAUUCUAGAAAAAAUUGUAUCUAGUACUAAUCACGGAGUCCCCAAAGCUACGGUUCCUUAAAAGCAUAGAACCCUAUCCCAGGGAUUGCAUAAUUAAAUACAGCUCAGUAACAUUGUAUCAUGCGCUCUUACAAAAUAGCAUCCCAAACAAUUGGACAUCUUUUUUAUGAAACUGAUAACAGCAACAACACAAUUUUAACAGUUCAUUGGCUAAAUUAUUUUAAAUACUUCCAUAGAAAAUAAUUCGAAAAAAUGGUUUUUAAUAAAUUAAAUUGGACCUCAGUGAGCGCAUGAAUACUAAAAUAUAUCGAAUAGAGCUAUUCACUAUACUGAGCCUUUACUUUCAAACCUCGGAAAUAGUUGUUACGCAUACAAAUUUUGGCGUUUUCCGAUAGUGAAUAGCUUAACUAAUGAGAUAUCUAGUGACUAAAUUAGUAACAACCGUCACCCUUUUUGGCAAACUAUGAAAAUCUAAAUAUAUCAAUGAAUUAAAACAAAACACCCAUGGAACUAUACACACCGACAUACAAAUGUGUAGCCCAAUUAGUUUGUCCUUGAGAAUACUGCCAUGGCACAACGCUUACACAAGCGCAAUACUCGCCAACUUCGCAACGCACAUAUGUAUGUAUGUAUACCAAUAUGUUCAUAAUUUCUUUGAGAUUAUACAUUAAUGUGUGCGUAAGUAUAAUAAAGCAUACAUAUAUCGUCCAAAAAUAAGAACAACAUUGGAAAUUGAUCAGUCUUACUAGGGACCAUAAUCCAUUAUCAAAUAUAAUCACCGAUACGGUGAUAUAGAUGUACAGUUGUCGUAAAUGGACAAUAACAACAACAAGACAAAUAAGAACUCCAAAAAAAAAAACAACAAAUAUUGCAAACGUUCCACUACUUUGCAGAGAUUGUUCGUUCAACAGACAACUCAAUCCAAUCCAACUCUUAAUUUUCAAGAAAAAUAUUAAUUUCAAUCAAAUUAAUUAAUCGCCUUCUAAGUAGAUUUAGUUGUUAUACAGCAUUUGCGCAGCACAGUUAUUAACGUGGAAAAUGUUCAAAUUAAGUAAAAAACUUAUAUCUCAAUCAGACGGACUUGAUUAAGAAAUAUCUCGUUAUGCAAACGUUUUCUAUUGCUCGGGAGUCAAGGGUCAUGACUCAAGACUGUGCUAUGCGUAAAUCUGUUUUUGUUUUUCGUUAGUUUCCUUUUUGUAGUUGCUUAGUAAAAAAGCUCCAAUUUUUCCGUUCACUUUUUACGCUCCGCUUUUGAUUUGCCACAAGUAGAAUGUAUGUAUGUAUGUCCUCACAUUGGUUGAUAUGUGUAUUCACAUAAGCCACUUCGUUUGCUCUUGCUCUCCAUAGCCGUUCGUCGACCAGCCUUCUUGCCAAAUUAAUUAGAGUAAAAGAACGUCAAUAAAAUAAGGACUUGCUCCAACUGAAGGCAAUUUGUACUUGAAAACUCAAUAAAUCAAAAAGAAAAAAAAAAAACAAAACAAAAAAAAAAGAAAUGUCAGUUAACUAUUUUAAUUUUUAUACUGUUAUACUAGAGAAUCUUAACUAUUUACAAACUUUUAUUGUUAAAGAAGAAAACAAAAAGAAAACUCACUUGAUAAUCUCCAAAGUUGGAAAAUUUAUUUUAGAAUUACAACAAACAAUUUUUGUAACUGUACUUAACACUUUUGAUACUAUACAUUUACACGUUUUGUGCCGUUUUGUGUACACUUUACAAUGUAGGGGACUUGAAAAUUUUAUUGCUAACUUUUUAUUAUUAUUUAUUUUGUAAUAUAUUGUACUUAUGUAUUUAAAAUGCAAAAAUCUGUUAACUAUUUUCGGAGCUGAUAUGAAAGCAUAAGAAGUAAAUGAAGAACAUUGUAAUAAUCGAACCGAAUGCCGUACCGUCUGAAGACAACAAAAAUAAUAACAACUUUGCAUAUGUCUAGGCAUAAAUGUAUAUAGUAUAUAACUAAUAUAUUUAUAUAUAAACAUAAAGCGCUAGCUAAAUUUAGCGGAGGCACGGUUUUCGAUUAAAAAGUUUUUUAUAUUUUGUUGUAGAGAAAAGUUUGUAGUUUGUGUGAAAGAGUGGUGUUGCAAAGCGAAUGUAACACACAAGCACACACACACACACAAACCAAUGUAUAUAUGUAUAUAAAUACAUAUGUAUGAAGGAGGAGCCCCUAGGUGGUGACCUCUGGCUUUUUGUAAUUUUAUUUAUUGUUGUGCCGGUAUUUAAAAUACCGUUAAACUCACGCCUUUUCCGGUUGCCUACAUACGCACAUACACACAUAUGCACGUCAGUGGCUAGUUACAUUAGCAUCUCGACCCGGUAUGUGUGGAUGUGUGUGUGCACGCCUGGAAGCGCUGUUAUAAUUUAACGAAGUUGAAGCACUUGUUAUAAAUGCAGUUUUCUAAUUUUAAUUAUAAUAAAGAAUACACACACACAUCGAAAUGUAACUGUUUUUCAAAAAUACAAAAUAAAAAAUUAAA
This is a messenger RNA of Bactrocera dorsalis (oriental fruit fly), 8098 nucleotides long. RefSeq lists its product as uncharacterized. Lineage: Eukaryota; Metazoa; Arthropoda; Insecta; Diptera; Tephritidae. The coding region runs from base 515 to 5365 and encodes 1616 amino acids. The transcript has 19 exons. The record is from RefSeq and is a predicted model, not a curated record.